Messenger RNA from Candidula unifasciata, 1734 nucleotides. The record is from the annotation of a GenBank genome assembly. NCBI's taxonomy places the organism in Eukaryota, Metazoa, Mollusca, Gastropoda, Stylommatophora, Geomitridae.
AUGACGAUGUUGUCAAUUCUGAUCAGUCUUGCGUUGAUUUUUCCUGUCUUGGUGCAGCCAGCACCGGAGAUUCAGCUUCCAGAUGGCAAGGUGCAAGGUGUCGACAAGCAAGCCCAAGCCUCCCAGAAGCCCUACAUCGCUUUCUAUGGAAUCCCCUUCGCCAAGCCCCCGGUCAACGAGCUCCGGUUUAAGCCACCUCAACCAUUUGUUGGAACUGGGCCAGAUGUGGUGAUUUCUUCAGACAAGUUCCGACCGGCAUGUCUUCAAUCGUGGCCAGACCCCAGCAAGGUGAUCAACGAGGACUGUCUCUACCUCAACGUCUAUACUCCACCAGACCUGACCAAACUCAGGAAGGUGAUGUUCUGGAUACACGGAGGAGGCUUCAAACAGGGGGACGCGACGCAAUACGUGCCUUCCCAGUUGGUCACGGACAAAGACGUGAUUGUGGUCACCACACAGUACCGACUGGGCAUCUUCGGGUUUCUCACUUCACAGAAUGGAGAUGGAAACAAUGGACUACGAGACCAGAUUUUGGCUUUAAAUUGGACCAAAAAUAAUAUUCAAUCGUUUGGCGGGGAUCCCAAUGACAUUACCAUAUUUGGGGAGUCUGCCGGAUCGGCAAGCGUGUCCUUUCUGGCUCUAAGUCCUUUAACCAAGGGACUGUUUACAAAGGCAAUCAUGCAGAGCGGAACUGCUUUCUCUGGCUGGGCAAUCAACCGACACCCUUCUCUGCUUCUGGAUAUUGUUUCCGAGAAGCUAGGCUGUACCGCCUCGCUGUUUUACCUGUUCUGGUUCAAACAAAUCCGCAGCAUAGACAAAAUCAACUGCAUCAAAAACAAGUCAGUUAGUGAACUUUUGAACGUGAUUCCAGAGACACAAGACAUCGCAGAUUCACUAAACUCCGACAAGCUGUUUAUCCCUGUCAUAGAUGGCGACGUUCUGCCCCAGAGUCCAGAAUCUCUACUGGCUAAUGUCUCUUAUCUAAGGUCCAAUGGAAUUUUAGACAGAGAUUACAUUAUGGGAUGUACAAACAACGAGGGACUGAUCCUGUUUGCGUCACAGAUGGUCACUGAGGCUGGAAUCGGUAACUUCACGGCAGCUUCAUCAGCAGAGAAAUUCAUCAAAGCGGCUUCUAAUCUGCUGUCUCCAAAUAACGCCAUAGAGGCGGACAAGCUACAACUGAUCUACUAUCAGUAUAGCUACCCCAGGGAUGAGGACGAACACGCGCCGCUUCAGGACCUUCUAGACAUUGCAACAGAUGUGCUGUUUGCAGUACCCACAGUCCAGCUGGCUCGAGCCCUGACACAAGCCUCAAACAGCACCAAUGUCUACCUGUACUUAUAUGAUCAUGGACCAGAGCUCCUGAAGCCCGAUGGUUUAUUUAGAGGUUCUACCCACGGAUUAGAUCUUUCCUACGAGUUCGACCUCUCCGAAAUCUCCAAUCUUCAGAGCUUCUAUGCCCUGCCUCCUCAACCAUCUGAGAAGAACCUGACCGAGCUAUUCCUCACAGUCCUGAGUCAGUUUGCUAAAACAGGAAGUCCUCUAGGACCGCCAGGUCAAGAGCCUCAGGUUUGGCCUCGCUAUAACCGAAAAGAUGAGCACUUCUUCAGAAUCUCUUUGACUCCGAAGAACGACCAGCACCUCUUCGCCAAAAGAGUAGCGUUGUGGACAGAUAUAGUUUUGAAGAGCAACAGUCAGACCUCGAAACCCUGGAGAGGAUUCAGGAGACACUAA